Molecule: messenger RNA, 2054 nt
Organism: Anopheles coustani
Lineage: Eukaryota; Metazoa; Arthropoda; Insecta; Diptera; Culicidae
Product: probable cytochrome P450 6a14
Exons: 2
Coding region: 1-1530 (509 amino acids)
Molecular function (GO): heme binding; oxidoreductase activity, acting on paired donors, with incorporation or reduction of molecular oxygen; iron ion binding
Source: RefSeq, a predicted model, not a curated record
AUGGCGUAUUUAAGUGUUCUGCUGUGUCUGCUGUUACCGGCGUUCGGUCUCCUGUACUACUAUGUGAAGCAAAUGUAUCGCUACUGGUCGGAGCGAAACGUGCCCCAGCUGGAUGCAGCGUUUCCGUUCGGCAACAUGAAGGGCGUGGGAACGAAAAUACACGUCAACGAUGUGAUGGACGUGGCGUACAAGAAGGGCAAAUCGCUUGGAACAGUAGCUUGCGGGAUGUACUUCAUGCUCAAUCCCACCCUGAUCGCGACGGAUCUGGACUUUGCAAAGCGUAUCUUGGUGAAGGACUUCAAUAGCUUCCACGAUCGUGGAUUGUACGUGAACGAGCGCGAUGAUCCGCUGUCCGGCCAUCUGUUUGCGCUGGACGGUGAGCGCUGGCGGUACCUGCGCAACAAGCUUAGCCCGACGUUCACGUCCGGCAAGAUCAAGCAGAUGUUUACCACGAUCUGCGAAAUAGGCGAUGAGUUUCUCGCCUCGGUAGGCAACUACGCGGACCAGAAGAAACCGAUCGAUAUCAAACUGCUGAGCCAGUGCUUCACCUGCGACGUGGUGGGCUCGUGUGCGUUUGGGCUUAAGUGCAAUUCGCUCAAGAACGAGGGCUCGAAGCUGCUGGAGAUUGGGGACAAGGUCUUCAAGCCAUCUCCUUGGCGCAACAUGCUCCUUUUCCUGCUUAUAACGUUCAAGAAGCUGGCCCGAACGCUGCAUAUGGCGGCAAUGCCGUCCGAGGUGGGUGCAUUCUUUAUGCCUCUGGUGCGGGACACCGUUGAGACGCGCGAGAAAAACCUCAUCGAGCGGCCCGACUUCCUGAACCUGCUAAUACAGCUCAAGAACAAGGGAACGGUUGAGGAUGAGGCAUCGGAUUCGCUCGAUAAGCUCACGCUUGAUGAGGUGGCGGCACAGGCUUUCGUGUUCUUCUUUGCCGGGUUCGAGACGUCAUCGACAACUCUCUCGUUUGCGCUGUUCGAGCUCGCCAAUAAUCAGGAAAUUCAGGAGCGCGUGCGUGAUGAGGUACUAGAGAAGCUAAAGCUGCACGAUAACAAGAUUACAUACGAUGCCCUUAAAGACAUGACUUAUCUCGAUCAGGUCAUCAAUGAGACAUUGCGCAUGUACCCUCCCGUUGCACAACUGAUACGAGUUGCCACACAGCCGUACCACGUAGAGACGAUGAACUUUACCUUGGACAAGGGAAAGAUGGUGAUGAUUCCGAUCUACUCCAUUCACCAUGAUUCUACCAUCUACCCCGACCCGGAGCGCUUCGAUCCGGAUCGGUUCAGUUCGGAAGCGGUACAUGCGCGCCACACGCACGCCUUCCUGCCGUUCGGUGAUGGACCGCGCAACUGUAUCGGCAUGCGGUUCGGGCUACUGGAGGUUAAGUUUGGCAUCGUGCAGAUGCUGAGCAAGCUGCGGUUCAGCGUAAGCCCUCGCAUGCAAAUGCCGAUCAGAAUUUCCAUAAGCUCUGCAGUUUUGGAAGCGGAAGGAGGCAUCUGGCUUGAUGCUACCAGGCUGAAUGAAGCGAAGUGAUUAUUAUCAUACCGAUGAUGAAAAACGAACAUCCAAAUUGAAAUGAGAUAUAUUUCGUUGUGGCAGAAUUUGCCACUUAUCGCCAAUUUAUGUUACAGUUCAGAUAACACCGACGGAUCAUUUGUGUUCGUUACGUUCGUUAUCAACGUUACUUCUACACACAACGUUCUGCACUUAUUGCUUAGUGUGUUUACAAAAUAGAUCAAAAUACUCGCAAGCAGGAUGUGUUUGCCUUUCCAACAACUGCAAAUAUCUUGUCAACAAAUGACAAAAAAAAAACAUAAUAAAAUAUAUUGAAAUGAGAAGGAAAUUUAGCUUACAUCGUCCUGUCCGUAAAACUGAUGGUUUGAUUAAUUUGAAAUAAUUGGUAGAAGUAUUUAAGUUUGCAUUUUACUUAUCAGUUUGUAAUUUGUUAACUUAAUAACUCCCAUAUAGUAAACAAUUUGCAAGCUGUUUUGCAAAUGAAAGCAAUAUAACUCUUUGUGAGCGUAGCUCAGCUAAGAAAGCCUUCUAUUAAAAGUCUU